ACGAAGCUCUCACUGGACAGCAGUGAUCUCCAUCUUCGCAAUCAUCCAGAUCCUCCCUCACCGCUGGCGGCUGCGAUUAGGUGACCCUCUCAAGCGUCUGCGAGAAUACUUGCAACGCAUGCACUUGUGUGUCGGCUGAUCUCUCCAGCCGCUAAGAAUACGCGCAGCGCCUGAUCUAGAAGUCGACAUCCUCAGCUGUGACCUAUCCCGGCGUAUCUUCACGACGAGCCACAUAUCGGGGUGGUAGGAUUCAGGAGCGCUACCUCUGCAUCCAGUCCAGGCUUAGGGCUUGUCUCUCUCCUUCUCAGCAUGUACCCGGGGAGCCAGCCUUCCCAGGCCACAGGCGGGCAGCACUCGGCAUUCUCGCAUCCGCCCAAUCUUCAUGGCUCGAAUUUCUAUGGCGGCCCCCAAGGUGGCUCCAUUGGAUCUCCCUCCACGCCGCCCUACAAUACUCAGGGAUGGCCCCCAGGCUCGGCUGCUGCUGCUUUCGGUGCUCCUGCCGGAGUCUACUCUCCAGCUGGCAACAGCAGGAACUUCGCCGGGGGCAGCUCGCUUGGACAUACGUGGAGUCCUGCGGGCGGCGUCGGCUCGGAUGCGCCACAGGUAGACGGCGAUGAAGAUGAGGAUGAUGAAGAAGACGAAGAGGAUGAGGAGGACGAAGACGACGAUGACGACGAUGAGGAACAAGAUCAGAGCAGUGGCAAGAAGCGCAAGCGUUCGGGUGACAAGGGCAAGGCCAACGGAGCAGGCAAUGGCAAAGGGUCCGGCGCAGGUUCAUCGGACAAAAAGGCGAAGCCGACGCGAGGCGCAAAGGCUUGCACCAACUGCAGGCGCUUGAAGAUGCGAUGUGUAGGAGCGGAACAAGGUCCGCCUUGCGCUCGGUGCAAGCACGGCGGUCACAACUGCGUGUUCGAGGAGAGCAACCGCGGCAAAAAGGGAGGCAAGAAUCAGCGCGCCGAGGCGAUGGCUCAAAGCUUGAGGAAAAUGGAGGCGACUCUCAACUCCGUCUUGAUGAGCCUGCGCGACCCGACCAUCGCGGCGGGCGGGGGUACUGUGACGAGGAGUCCCUCUCCGACGCGCGAGGGAAGUAGGCCAAGCAGUGGCAGGCAUUUCAAAGAUCGGCCUGGCUCGCUGAGCCAAGCUGAGGAUCGCGAAAGGCGAGAGCGCGGAUGGGCCGCUGUGAACGAAGCGGACGAGUACGGCAGACCUUUCAAGCGCAGGCCUGGCACCAUCCCUCCGCUUGCCUCCGCUUCAAAUGCCGAAGCAGCUGCGAGCCCAGGAGGCAAGCAUGUCAACCCAUCGGCUCUGGCCGGACGGGAUGACGGGAGGGCGGCCGGUACCCAGGCUGCACCAGAGUCCGGCGCUCGCUUCGCCGUGCCAGCUCAGCCCGCCCGCGGCGGACGACGACACUCGCCGCGACUGCAUUCGCUGCCCGACAGCACUCUGACACCCUUGGGUCUGUUGGCGGAAGCGAGCUUGCACAAUCACGAGCGCAGCAAACGACUCGGACCAAGGCUGCACAGGCACACCAGCAGCAGCACAAGCGUCUCCGAAAGCUCGCCAGCCAGCUCCUCCGUCCGCCUCAAACGCGAUGGAGAAGAGGCAGAGGAGCACGGAACACCCGCGACUGUCAACGUCGCGAUAGGUGCAGGUUCCCCUGAUGACGCUGGUAAAGCUAGUGUCGCUGCCAGCAGCGGCAGUGGCUCGCGCGAGGUCAAGGGACUUUCUGCAGACGACUCAAGCGAGGGCGCCGGCCUUGACAGGAUCGCGUCCAAACAGUAUCCAGCUCCGCCGGAUGAGUACGUCGAUUUCCCUGGCGCAGAACGCGCCAAGCAGCGUCCUGGAGAGAAGAAUGCAGCUACGUAUAAUCCGCGGCCCAAUCCCGAUGAGGUAGCAGUCUCGGGUCUUGGUGUCGCCUCAGACACUUAUUUCAAGCCGGGACCGAUGAACAUACUUCCCUUGCGGCGAAUCGUCAUUGAGCGCGAACUGCCGCCUGAGCUCCUGACGAGCGGUACUUUGACGUCACAGGAAGUUCUUGAGCUCUUCCAGAUCUUCUUCCACUUUUGCUCUCAUCAUUGCGUCAUCCUCGAUCCCGAAUGGCACACGCCUACGAUGAUAUGCAGCAGAAGCCCCUUCUUGUUCACUGUCAUCUGCAUGAUCGGAGCAAAAUUCUACCCGAAGAGACCAGAGCUGUAUGCCAAGUGCUUGCUUCAAGCGCAGAAGAGCGCCUAUCUCAUCAUGGCAAGAGGUUACAAGAGUGUCGAGAUCGUUCAGGGCUUCUUGCUGCUCGCUCUAUGGAAUCAGCCGGCUGCUCGAUUUGAAGAGGACAAGACUUGGCUGUUCAGCGGCGUCGCGAUCCGCAUGGCGACAGAUUUGAACCUUCAUCGCAAGUCUGUUGCCUCCUUGCCAGGCAACUUGUCGCCGGAUGAUCCGGCUGUCCUGGAUCGUGAGCGCGAGAUCAUCAAUCGCGAGCGGACCUGGCUCAUGUGUUUCAGCGUGGACAGGAGCAUCAGCGGGCAGAUGGGUAAGCCUUGGACUAUACGAGAAGAUUGGAUCAUUCGAAACUCGCGCCAUUGGUGCAUGCAGAGACUGAGCCAGCCUUGGGACUUGGGCAUCAGCGCUCUUGUCGAGCUUCUACGUCUGACUUCCAGGCAGGUCGACUUUCUCUAUUCGUCCACCACUUCCGUAUCGGGUCUUAACACGGAGCUGGAAUACUCUUCAAUCCUUCGCAUCUAUAACGAGCAGAUCGAAGAAUGGCGAGAUACGUGGCGGUCUCGUGGGUUCUUUGGAUCGCUUUCCGAGAGUGAUGGGGCGGACGGAAGCUUUCCCCUUGCUGACGGACCCGAGGCUGAGGCUGCAAAAGAAUGGCGCGAAGCAGAGGCGAAGAUACCUGCCGAGGACACGGAUCAUCACAAGCGCACUAUGCACUUCAUCACCAAGCAAGCGCCAUUGCGCUACCACUAUGCGGUUCUCGUGAUCAAUUCCUUUGGUCUACAGCACGCGGUCGACUUCCCCCGCCGAAGUGGUCUAGACAAAGGCUGGUACUUCGCGCGCUGCUACAACGCUGCCAAAGGUAUCGUGACCGCCGCUGGAACGGGCUUGAGGUCCGUACUGUCGUACUCUCCCGAGACACACUUUGUCAUCAUCACGUAUGCCUGCGUGUUCCUGCUCAAGCUUGCUCGGCCCACCUUCAGCGCUUACGUUGACGAAGAGGAGGUGCUUGGGCUGGUCGGAGAGGGUGCCAACCUUCUUGAGGCAGUGGCUCUAAGCCCGACGCAUACUCCGGCCUUGUACUCGGGAUUCCUUAGGACUCUGCUGCAGACGAGACGAGAGGCGUCAGCGACGAAUCGAAGCAGCGGCACGACGCCAUACAAUCAGUCUCGCGCCAACUCUGCAGAAGCAGAGGCUAAUGGCGGGGAAGUGGAUGGUGCUGGUGCUAACCCAUCCCGACGCCCAUCGCUCGGUGGUGCUGUCGCCAGAGCCUUGGAAGGCAAAGCAGAUGAUGGGCCUUCCUCUUCGAAUGCCUUCUCUAACAUGGGUGGCCAAGGCUCCGCUAGCGGCUUCGCCACACCGUCAAUGAACAUCACGCCAGCUCAGAAGACGGCGCUGUCCGGGUUGGAUCCUGCGACGCUUGGUGGUAUUGACAUGUCCAACCCGCAUUUGGAUCAGCUCAACCUCGACGACUCGUUUUGGUCUCAAUUACUGCCUCCUGGGUUUGGGGGCACGCUGAGUCUAGACGGCACGGCGGGCUUGGACGGUCUGAUGGGCUCUAGCGCUGCCGGAUCAGGCGGCGGCAAUGGGCAACCAUUGCCGGCGUUCGGAAGCAGUGCUCAAGGGCAUGCUAGUGGAAUCAUUGGUCUAACACCUAGCCAGACCCGCAGCAAUUCACCGCAUCCUUCGUCCAACUUCACCAAUGUGCAAUUUGACUUGCCGCCGAGCUCCGUUCCAUAGGAGUCCACACUUUUGCUAUGCAGGAACACUGGCUACCCUUGCACCGCUCAAAAUACGCUUGCUCAGUCAUCACUUGCGCGAACAACUUAAUCUAAUCCGAAAGCGCUGCCGUGCCGUCUGCGGACGGAGCACCUUAGCCGUAU
Molecule: messenger RNA, 4094 nt
Organism: Ceraceosorus guamensis
Lineage: Eukaryota; Fungi; Basidiomycota; Exobasidiomycetes; Ceraceosorales; Ceraceosoraceae
Exons: 6
Coding region: 310-3951 (1213 amino acids)
Biological process (GO): DNA-templated transcription; regulation of DNA-templated transcription
Cellular component (GO): nucleus
Molecular function (GO): DNA-binding transcription factor activity, RNA polymerase II-specific; transcription cis-regulatory region binding; zinc ion binding
Source: RefSeq, a predicted model, not a curated record